AUGGAACCGGCGCCCUCUGAGGUCCACCUCGCUAUCCGAGAUGUCAUCCAUAUCCUCUCAUCUUCUGAAGAUGGCAGCUGCAUUGUCUCCACUCUGGGGUCCUUGAAGCGCUACUUCAGUGAUGCAGGAGAAGGGUCAGCCCUCCCUAAGGAAAGGGAGGAGUUUGCCAGGCUCCACUUCUCCACUCUCCUCAGAUGCCUGGUCAGCAAACUGAGCCCUGAUUGGCUGGAACUGCUCCCAAGUGGGCAACUGGAAGAGUUGUGGGCCAGCUUUUUCCUGGAGGGCCCGCCUGACCAGGCCUUCCUGGUGCUAAUGGAGGCCAUUGAGAGCACUACUGGCCCUAGCUACCGUCUGAUGAAGCUGGCAUGGUUGCUGGAGCGGUUCCUGCGUGGGGGCAGGAUGGCGGCACUGAUUGGGGUGCAGUGUCAGCAGCAAGCACAGCUUGGCUCCUCCCUGCUUCAGGAGACACUGCUUAGCAAGGUGGCCUGUGUUCCUGACCACCUGAGCAACCGCCUGCAGCGUGAGAACCUGGCUGUGUUCCUGCCACAGGGGUACUUCCCCCUGCUGGGUGAGGAGCUCAUCCGCACUCUUCACAUGGUGGUGGAUAGUCUGCGUGGUGGUGUGGACUGCUCUGUUGCCUUUGUGUCUCAAGUGCUGGGGAAAGUCUGUGUCCAGGGGCGACAGAAGGAGCUCCUGGGGGUGUUGGUGCCCCGCCUAGCAGCGCUCACACAGGAUGACGGGCUGUGGCAGCGGGUGUGCUGGUCCCUGGUGGAGCGUGUGCCCGACCGAGCUGUAGAGGCCAUGCUGACCGGGCUUGUGGAGGCCGCUCCUGGGCCAGAGGUCCUGUCACGAUUGCUGGGGAACUUGGUGAUGAAGAAUAAAAAGGCGCAGUUUGUGAUGACCCAGAAGCUCCUGUUUUUACAACACCGAUGCUCGACAUCCAUGCUACAGAGCCUCCUGGGGUACUUGGCUGCCGAAAGCCAGCGUCGCACUCUGCUUGUGCAGGUGCUCCGGGAGCUCCUGGAGACCUGGGGCAGCAGCAGUGCCGUGAGGCAUGGGCCGCUCCCGCAGCAGCUUCAUCUCAGCAAGGCUAUCCUCGUGUGCCUGACGCUCCUGCGGGACGUUGAGCUCCAGGAUAUCCGGGAAGAGCUGCUGGCCAGCAUGAUGGUGGGGGUGCAGAGCCACCUGGACAGCAGCCUGCCACCCGUGCGUCGCUCAGGCAUGUUGGUGGCCGAGGCCCUCAGUGCCCGCCUACAUCCUGAGGGCCCGCCCCUAAAGUUCCAGUAUGAGGAGGAUGAGCUGACCCGUGAGAUGCUGGUUUUGGUGACUCCCCAGUCUGUAGACAGCCACCCUUCCAUGUCAGGAAGUGUAUCUGCUGAACUAGUGUCUGCAGAGACUGAAGCUGAUGCCAGACAAGCCAUCGACAUGGCCCCUGUGCCGCCCGAAGGGGCAGACUCUGAGUUGGACAGUGAUGAUGAGUUUGUCCCAUAUAACAUGUCGGGGGACACGGAGCUGAAGAGCAGAAAGGCGCCCAUGUACGUCCGAGACUGCCUGGAAGCUCUGUUGGCUUCAGAGGACAUGGAGCUCUGGGAGGUGGCACUGCAGGCACUGGAGGGCCUGGUCUAUCGGAGUCCAGCAGCCACCCAGGAGGUGAGCGUGGAGCUGGCCCAGGUGCUUCUGCACCUGGAGGAGAAGACCUGUGUGGCAGGCUUUGAAGGGCUGCGCCGCAGAGCCCUGGUGGCUGUCAUUGUCAUGGAUCCAGCCAGGGUGGCGGAAUACCUGACCGCACAGUUCUACGCCCUCAACUACAGCCUGCGACAGCGCAUGGACAUCCUGGAUGUUCUCACACUUGCUGCCCAGGAGUUGUCUCGGCCCGGGCGGCAGAGCACGGCUUCCUUGCAAGGACCCCUCAGUCUCACUGGCCAGGGUGAGCCGGUCCUGCCCCCCUCCCAGAUGGGUGAGUUGGCACCUGCAGACUGGCAGGCAGUGGUGGAUGAGCGCAUUCGUAGCAAGACCAGGCGGUUCUCUAAGGGCACCCCCAGGCCGGACCCUGCAUGUGGCCCCAACAAGUUCAACAGUGUAGCCGGCUGCUUCUUCUUUCCCCUCAUCCAGCGCUUUGACAGGCCUCUGGUAACCUUUGACCUUCUGGGAGAUGACCACCUAGUCCUGGGCCAGCUGGCCCACACAUUGGGGGCCCUGAUGUACCUGGCUGUGAACACCACGGUGGCUGUGUCCAUGGGGAAGGCCCUACUGGAGUUCGUAUGGGCCAUCCGCCUCCACACAGACCCCUACGUGCGCCAGGGCCUGCUGUCAGCAGUGGUGUCCGUCCUGGUGAGCGUGCCUGCAGAGCGGCUGCUAAUGGAGCUGGCGGAGGAACUGCUGGAGACGCGGGCCUGGCUGGCAGAUGUGGCUGAGGAGGACCCCAAUGGGGACUGCAGGGUGCUGGCUGCCCGGGCACUGCUGCUUACAGAGAAGCUGAGGACCACACUCCUCCCAUGUCCUCCUCCUUAG
Elephantulus edwardii (Cape elephant shrew) is the source of this 2511-nucleotide messenger RNA. It is a transcript of the gene TELO2, whose product is annotated as telomere maintenance 2. The record is from RefSeq and is a predicted model, not a curated record. Gene Ontology annotation, biological process: protein stabilization; telomere maintenance via telomerase. Gene Ontology annotation, cellular component: cytosol. Lineage: Eukaryota; Metazoa; Chordata; Mammalia; Macroscelidea; Macroscelididae. The coding region runs from base 1 to 2511 and encodes 836 amino acids. Gene Ontology annotation, molecular function: telomeric repeat DNA binding; Hsp90 protein binding. The transcript is spliced from 20 exons.